Messenger RNA from Epinephelus fuscoguttatus (brown-marbled grouper), 8318 nucleotides. RefSeq names its product epiplakin 1 (gene eppk1). Gene Ontology annotation, cellular component: cytoplasm; perinuclear region of cytoplasm; focal adhesion. The record is from RefSeq and is a predicted model, not a curated record. Gene Ontology annotation, biological process: hemidesmosome assembly; wound healing; intermediate filament cytoskeleton organization. Lineage: Eukaryota; Metazoa; Chordata; Actinopteri; Perciformes; Serranidae. Gene Ontology annotation, molecular function: structural constituent of muscle; ankyrin binding; cadherin binding.
GCUGUAUAUCUGACCAGUGAGCACAGCGGACUCCCUCAGAGAUGUUGGGAGUACCUCACAAUGUCUCGCACACCAGCUGAGACCAACUGCUGACUAGCGCUAACCACAGUGAGAGUUGAGGGACGGAGUUUCAAAGUCUCAGGGCUCAGACCAUAAUAGCCGAGGUACCUUUGGUCUUCAUCCUGACGUUGGUACAGCUAGAAGCAUCCAAGGAUCUGAGGCUGCCCACAGAGUCAUAAGGAAGCUAAAAGCCCUUUAGGCCAAGAUGGAGCCUAAGCAAAAUGGCCACACAGAAGUCCACGGACCUGUGGCUGGCAUAUUUCUGGAGAAAACAAAGGAGAAGAUUACCAUAUAUCAAGCCAUGAAGAAACGCCUGCUUAAGCCAGGAACAGCAUUGGCCCUGCUUGAAGCACAAGCAGCCACAGUGGGCAUCGUAGAUCCGAUAAAUAAUCAAAUACUUCCAAUUGCAGAUGCUGUUAAGGAAGGAGUAGUUGGACCAGAGAUGAAAGAGAAACUCCUAGCAGCAGAGAAAGCUGUCAGUGGCUAUGUAGACCCCUACACCAACCAAACGAUAUCUGUAUUUCAAGCCAUGCAAAAAGAUUUAGUCCCAAGAGAUUAUGGAUUGAGGCUGCUGGAAGCACAGAUCGCUACACAAGGCCUGUAUGAUCCUAUUGAGAAGACAAAUAUUUCGGUUGAAUCGGCGAUUCAAAAGGGCUACUAUGAAAAAGGUUUGCUCAAUGAACAGAUGUCAGAGCUCAAAGUGUUCUACAAUCCAAGUUUGCAAGAAAAUCUUACCUAUCAAAGCCUCCUAGAGAAAUGCACUGUGGAGCCUGAAACAGGCCUGUUGCUCCUUCCUGUUUGCAUCACCUUCAAAGGUCUGCGUAGAGGUAUUUCCUCCACCGAGCUCCUUGAAUCAAAGAUCAUUGAUGAAGAAACAUUCAAUGACCUUCAGAAGGGAAAGACCACAACACAGGAUGUGAUGUUGAUGGAAACAGUGAAAGAGUACCUGGAGGGCAAAGGCUGUAUCGCAGGCAUUGCUAUACUCUCUUCUAAUAAGAGAAUGAGCAUUUAUCAAGCCAUGAAGAAAGGUAUACUGAUGCCUGGAACAGCACUAGUUCUACUAGAAGCACAAGCAGCAACUGGAUUCAUGAUUGAUCCUGUAGAAAACAAAAAAUACACUGUGGAUGAGGCCGUCAAAAACAAACUUGUUGGCCCAGAAUAUCACGCAAAACUGCGUUCUGCUGAGCGAGCAGUAACUGGAUACAAAGACCCAUACUCAGGUGAAACUAUAUCCCUGUUUCAAGCACUGUCAAAAGACCUCAUUGUAAAGGAACAUGGCAUACGCUUGGUUGAGGCACAAAUUGCUACAGGUGGAAUAAUAGACCCGAUCAACAGUCACAGACUACCAACAGAAGUGGCGUUCAAGAGGGGAUAUUUCAAUGAAGAAAUGAAUGCCAUACUAGAGGACUCAGGAGAUGACACAAAAGGGUUUUUUGACCCAAACACAGAAGAUAAUCUAACUUACCUUCAGCUGAUGGAAAGGUGCGUCAUUGAUCCCAUUACUGGACUGUGCCUCCUCCCUCUUCUCGAUAAGUCAGAUGGGCUGAAUUUCAACUUCAUUGACUACCAAACUAAAAUGAUCUUCAAAGAGGAGAAGGUGAACGUGACAUGUGGGAAAUAUGAGGGGAUGACAGUAUCUCUGUGGGUACUCCUGAUGUCAGAAUACUUUGAUGAAAACCAGAGGCGAGACAUCAUUCAAAAGUACAGGGAGGGGAAGCUCAAUAUCAAGACCAUUGUCACAAUGGUUCUGGAAGUCAUAGAGAAGUCUGUGAAAACAACUAAUGUUGUCUUUGAGGGCAUCAGAGAAACUGUCACAGCCAAACAGCUUGUGGAGGCAGAUAUCAUUAGUAAUGAGGUUCUGGAGGAUCUGAAAAAGGGGAAAAUGACGGUGAAGGAAGUGAUAGAAGAUGAAAAUGUAAAUGCGUUCUUACAGGGGAAAGACAGCAUUGCAGGCAUUCUGCUUCCUGAUUCUCGAAUUAUGACCAUCUACCAGGCCAAACAAAAAGGAAAACUGAUGCCAGGAACUGCCCUAAUUCUACUGGAGGCACAGGCAGCAACAGGGUUCAUCAUAGACCCUGUUGGAAACAGGAAGUUUUCAGUGGAUGAUGCUGUUAAAGCAAAAAUAGUGGGGCCUGACGUUUGUCAAAAGUUGCGCUCAGCAGAAAGAGCAGUCACUGGAUACAGAGAUCCAUAUGAUGGCAAAAUAAUCUCUUUGUUUCAAGCCAUGCAAAAAGAUCUCAUCGUAAAAGACCAUGGCAUUCGACUCCUGGAGGCACAAAUUGCCACUGGUGGGGUCAUUGACCCAGUGAACAGCCAUCGCAUUCCUGUUCAUGUGGCUUACAAGAAGGGAUACUUCAAUGAGGAAAUGAAUGAGAUCCUGAGUGAUCCGAGUGAUGACACCAAAGGAUUCUUUGAUCCCAACACCCAGGAAAACCUGACAUACUUGCAGCUUAUGGAGAGAUGUGUCAGAGAUCCUAGUACAGGUCUGUGCCUCUUGCCACUCAAAAGCCAAAGUAAAAAAAUCAACAUAGAUGACAAUAUUAGGGAAACAUUCAAAGCAACAACAGUUACUGUUAAGUAUGGCAGGUUCAAGGGCAAGCACACAACACUGUGGGAUCUUAUCAAUUCAGAGUAUCUGACUGAAGACAAAAGACAGGAGUUUUUCAAGCUCUUCAAGUCAAGGAAAAUCACAGUUGAGGAGCUCAUUGUCACCAUUUCAGAGAUAAUUGAGACUAAAGAGAUAAAACAGCAAACAGGGCUAAAAUUUGAUGGUCUUAGAGGAAAUGUCUCUGUUGUGGAUCUUCUGGAUCUUGAAAUCGUGGAUGAAAAAACAUACAACUGUUUGCUCGAGGGAACAAUGACAAGUGCUGAUGUGAUGGAAAUGGACGAUGUGAGAGCCUACCUAAAAGGGAAAAGUUGUGUGGCUGGGGUGGUACUGCAACCCUCUAACCAGAAGCUAAGCAUCUAUGAGGCACAGAGAGUUGGCAUUCUCACACCUGGCACUGCCCUUUGCCUCCUUGAAGCACAAGCAGCCACAGGGUUCAUUGUUGAUCCUCUGAAAAACAAAAAACUGACAGUGGGACAAGCUCUCAGAGAGAAGGUCAUUGGUCCACAGAUGCAUGAAAAGCUUUUGAGUGCAGAGAGGGCUGUCACUGGUUACAGAGAUCCAUACACUGGUCAAAAGAUCUCACUCUUUCAAGCCUUGCAAAAGGAUCUCAUUGUUAAGCAGCACGCCAUCCGUUUGCUUGAGGCCCAGCUUGCUACAGGUGGUAUCAUUGAUCCUGUGAAGUGUCUUCACUUACCCCUUGAGGUUGCAUACAGGAAAGGGUAUUUUGAUGCAGAACUUAAUCAGAUCCUAUCAGACCCAACUGAUGACACAAAGGGAUUUUUUCACCCAAACACACAACAAAAUCUGACAUACAUGGAAAUGUUGGGUAAAUGUGUAAAAGAUAGGGAAACAGGACUGUUUCUCCUGCCACUGAAUGACAAACCAAAAGCUACAGAAACAAAGCCAAAAAUGUACACUGAUGCAGAGAUAAAGCAAGAGUUUCAAAAGACAGCUGUGACUGUAUCAGUAGGACGCUUCUCAGGAAAAUCUGUCUCUCUGUGGGACUUGAUCCACUCUGGGUACUUUACAGAGGAUCAGCAGCUUGAAUUCUUUGAAAAAUACAGAAAAAGGAAGAUAACCACACAAACCAUAACCACAUUAGUGAUUUCCACCAUUGAAAAACUGGAGAGUGAAAUUCCCAAAACAAUAAUGGGCCUGAGAAAACCUGUUUCUGCACAACAACUCCUUGAUUCUGAUAUCAUUGAUGCAGAUACAUUUGAACAAGUGAAAGAAGGAAAACUAUCCCUUGAAGCACUGAUCCAACGUGAAUCUGUGAGACGAUACCUAAAGGGAACUGGAAGCAUUGCUGGAAUUAAGGUUCAUCCGUCACAGAAAGUAAUGAGCAUAUAUGAAGCAAAAAAGGGGGAUCUGUUGACACCUGGCAUUGCACUUGAACUGCUUGAAGCACAGGCUGCAACAGGAUGGGUCAUUGAUCCUCUCACAAAUAAGUUCUAUGUUGUUGAUGAGGCAGCAAGGGAGAAAGUAAUCGGACCAGAUGUACUUGAGCAGCUUCUCUCAGCUGAACGAGCAGUCACUGGCUACAAAGAUCCAUACACAGAUGCAACAAUAUCACUGUUUGAAGCCAUGGAUGAGCAGCUGAUUCAAAGAAAUAAUGGCAUUCGUCUCCUUGAUGUACAGAUAGCAACUGGAGGAAUCAUUGACCCAAAUCAAAGUCACAGGCUGCCUGUUCAUGUUGCUAUUAAAAAGGGAUACCUGGAUGAAGAAAUGAGCAAAAUUCUGGUGAACCCAACUGAUGAUGCAAAGGGAUUCUUUGACCCAAACACCAAAGAGAACCUCUCUUACCUUGAGCUGAUAAAGCGAUGUGAGAAAGAUCCUGGAACUGGGCUACUUCUGCUACCCUUGUAUCAAGACGAAUCCCAUGAAUUUCACACAGAUGGGCAAAUAGAGCUUGCGUUCAAAAACAAAACUGUCACUAUUGAUGCAGGAAAAUUUAAAGGCAAAGAGGUGACACUGUGGGAAGUGCUGCUCUCUGAAUACAUAUCAGAACGAAAAAGGGAGCAGCUCAUACAACAGUACAAAACAAGAACCAUGACAAUAGAGGAGAUCAUUGAAAUACUCACCGUUAUCAUUACUGAAGUAUCAUCCAAAGAAAAAAAGUUCAAAGGACUAAGAAAGCAGGUCUCAGCUAGUGAGCUGUAUGAGUCAAAGAUUAUCUCAAAGGAGCUUUUUACACAAAUUAUACAAGGUGAAGUAACUGAGGAGAAUGUUAACAAAAUGGAAUCGAUUCAGAAGUACCUUGGGGCCACAAAUUGUGUAGCAGGCGUCAGAGUUGAAUCUACAAAGAAAGUUAUGAGCAUCUACGAAGCCAAGACCAAAAGUCUGCUGACCCCUGGCACAUCUCUCGUGCUGCUAGAGGCUCAGGCUGCCACUGGCUUUGUCAUUGACCCCGUGAACAACAAGAAAUUGUCUGUGGAGGAAGCUGUAGCUCAAAGAGUGGUUGGCAGCGAGUGGAAAAACAAACUGCUUUCAGCAGAACGGGCAGUUACAGGAUACAAAGAUCCCUACACUGGAAACACAAUUUCUUUGUUCCAGGCCUUGCAAAAAGAUCUUAUCGUCAAAGAUCAUGGAAUUCGUCUCCUGGAAGCGCAAAUUGCCACAGGAGGCAUAAUUGACCCAGUGCACAGUCACAGAGUACCUGUACAGGUGGCAUACCAAAGAGGUUACUUUGAUAAAGAAAUGAAUGAAAUUCUGUCUGACCCUGAUGAUGACACCAAGGGCUUCUUUGAUCCAAACACUCAAGAAAACCUCACCUAUCUUCAGCUGGUUGAAAGGUGUGUCACAGACCCAAAUACAGGCCUAAACUUACUGUCUAUUGUAAAGAAAGGUGAGUUUUAUUUCUUUGUUGAUGAGAAAACAAAACUCAUUCUGAAAUCUACAACAACAACCAAGGCAGGAGGGAAAUACCAAGGGACAACAGUGUCUCUGUGGGAUCUCCUCUACUCCAAAUACAUCACUGAAGAAAAGAGAAGAGAGCUAGUGCAACAGUACAAGUCCGGAUCAAUCACCAUUGAACGCUUCUUGAACAUCACCACUACAGUCACGGAGACAACUGAAGUUGAAAAAUUUCAUGGAAUCAGAAAGGAUGUCACUGCUACUGAGUUGCUUGAAUCAGAAAUCAUCAAUGAGGACCUUUACAAAGAUCUUACUGCUGGAAAAGUCACAGUGACAGAAGUAAGUGAAAUGGACUCAGUGCGCAAAUACCUCGAGACCAAUUGCAUUGCAGGAGUGUACCUGCAGUCCACCAAAGAGACCUUAAGCAUCUAUGAAGCCAAAAGCAAAGGCUUGCACCCUGGUACUUCUCUGGUUUUGCUGGAGGCUCAGGCUGCCACUGGCUUUGUCAUUGACCUGAACAACAAGAAAUUGUCUGUGGAGGAAGCUGUAGCUCAAAGAGUGGUUGGCAGUGAGUGGAAAAACAAACUGCUUUCAGCAGAAAGAGCAGUUACAGGAUACAAAGAUCCCUACACUGGAAACACAAUUUCUUUGUUCCAGGCCUUGCAAAAAGAUCUUAUCGUCAAAGAUCAUGGAAUUCGUCUCCUGGAAGCGCAAAUUGCCACAGGAGGCAUAAUUGACCCAGUGCACAGUCACAGAGUACCUGUACAGGUGGCAUACCAAAGAGGUUACUUUGAUAAAGAAAUGAAUGAAAUUCUGUCUGACCCUGAUGAUGACACCAAGGGCUUCUUUGAUCCAAACACUCAAGAAAAUCUCACCUAUCUUCAGCUGGUUGAAAGGUGUAUCACAGAUCCCAUCACAGGCCUUAGCUUACUGGUAAUUGUAAAGAAAGGCGAGUUUUAUUUUUUUGUUGAUGAGAAAACAAAACUCAUUCUGAAAUCUACAACAACAGCCAAGGCAGGAGGGAAAUACCAAGGGACAACAGUGUCUCUGUGGGAUCUCCUCUACUCCAAAUACAUCACUGAAGAAAAGAGAAGAGAGCUAGUGCAACAGUACAAGUCUGGAUCAAUCACCAUUGAACGCUUCUUGGAAAUCAUCCUGACAAUCAUUGAGCUGCAGACCAUCACAACCUCACCACCAUCAAUGGUCAUGUGCCAACCACCAGAAAGAAAAGUGGACAGCAGCACAACAAAAUCUACCAUCACCACUACAGUCACGGAGACAACUGAAGUUGAAAAAUUCCAUGGAAUCAGAAAGGAUGUCACUGCUACUGAAUUGCUUGAAUCAGAAAUCAUCAAUGAGGACCUUUACAAAGAUCUUACUGCUGGAAAAGUCACAGUGACAGAAGUAAGUGAAAUGGACUCAGUGCGCAAAUACCUCGAGGGGACCAAUUGCAUUGCAGGAGUGUACCUGCAGUCCACCAAAGAGACCUUAAGCAUCUAUGAAGCCAAAAGCAAAGGCUUGCUGACCCCUGGUACUUCUCUGGUUUUGCUGGAGGCUCAAGCUGCCACUGGCUUUGUCAUUGACCCUGUGAACAACAAGAAAUUGUCUGUAGAGGAAGCUGUAGCUCAAAGAGUGGUUGGCAGUGAGUGGAAAAACAAACUGCUUUCAGCAGAAAGAGGAGUUACAGGAUACAAAGAUCCCUACACUGGAAACACAAUUUCUUUAUUCCAGGCCUUGCAAAAAGAUCUUAUCGUCAAAGAUCAUGGAAUUCGUCUCCUGGAAGCGCAAAUUGCCACAGGAGGCAUAAUUGACCCAGUGCACAGCCAUCGAGUGCCUGUACAGGUGGCAUAUGAGAGAGGUUACUUUAAUGAAGAAAUGAAUCAGAUUCUGUCUGACCCUGAUGAUGACACCAAGGGCUUCUUUGAUCCAAACACUCAAGAAAAUCUCACCUAUCUUCAGCUGGUCGAAAGGUGCAUCACAGAUCCCAAGACAGGCCUCACUUUACUCCCUUUGCACAAGUGAAGGAAAGAAAACAUCUCUACUAGCAUUUACUCUGAUGUUUAGCUUGCAUUAUGUUUUAAAAACCUUUAGAUGAGUCAAAAUUGUAAUUCAUUUCAUUUUCUCUGUUAGGAAGAACAUAUUUUUACUGCAUGUUCCUUUUAAGUGAAUUUUAGGUUGUCCUCUUAAGAGGAUACAUGCAUAUUGUACAGUGUUACUGUUAGUUAUUCAAGGUUGAAGAAGAGUGAUUGAAAAAUUGUCAUUUGAAGAUUUUAAUAAUCACAUAAAACUUCUACACAUAGUAACUUAGUUAAAGCUGUGUUAGAUGUGCCAAAUGCCUGCUGUGAAAAAAACCCACUGGACUUUAAGAAUUAACACAUAAAAAGUACAGCAUGUAUUUGUUCUUGUUUUUAGUCUCUUUGUAAUAACCAAAUUAUGACGUCCUUUAACUACAUAUAUGGCAGAAACUGCAGUGUCAAACACUUCAGAUUCAUGUACUUAUUUUCCUGUUUUAAUGUUGUUUUUCAUGGUAUUUGUGGGGUCUACGGAGUUGAUAGUUUUAACAUGGAUUUAACAGUAUAGGGUUCUGCUGAACAUAGUUUUUACCACUUAUGUAGAAACUCAACUUAAGCUGUGUUUUUUAGCAAUUAGGCAAAAGCUUUUCCUUCUGCAAUCUUUUUUGUUUGCUAACUGUGCUGUGACUUGACCUCACCUGGAAGCCAGCCAUGCACUUUUUUUGUAUAACCUUUCUUGCUUGAAUAGUUUAAUUGGUGCUGCACAAUAAACAACUAAGAUUUAA